Alligator sinensis (Chinese alligator) is the source of this 3086-nucleotide messenger RNA. RefSeq names its product BCL2, apoptosis regulator (gene BCL2). Lineage: Eukaryota; Metazoa; Chordata; Crocodylia; Alligatoridae. Gene Ontology annotation, cellular component: mitochondrial outer membrane. The coding region runs from base 784 to 1428 and encodes 214 amino acids. The record is from RefSeq and is a predicted model, not a curated record. The transcript has 2 exons. Gene Ontology annotation, molecular function: protein heterodimerization activity; protein homodimerization activity. Gene Ontology annotation, biological process: intrinsic apoptotic signaling pathway in response to DNA damage; extrinsic apoptotic signaling pathway in absence of ligand; negative regulation of intrinsic apoptotic signaling pathway.
GGGCGGGCGUCAGCCCCGGGCGCCACACCUCGGCGCCUGAAUGAGCCCCGCGGCGCUGCCCAUGCCGCUGCCUGCGCCUCCCCUGCCGCCUGCGCCGCCCCGCCGGGCGCGGGGGCUGCUCUCCAUCCUGGGCCUGGCCCUCGGGAAGCCGCUGUGGAUGUAGUAUUACUUCUUCCUCCUCCUCCUGCUCGGGGCGGCCCCCCGCGCCGCACCGCACCGCACCGCACCGCACAGCGGGGGUCUGGUCUGCCCGCGCACCCCGGCCAGCGGGACGUCUGGGAUGCUGGCUGGGUCUUCCUGAGAGAGGAGCGGAUUUCGGGUCGGGGCGGUCUCCUGUGGGUUUCGCCCCCGGUGCCUGGGCUGCGCCUUCACUCGCCGGCGGUCCGCAGCCUCCGCACAGGGUGGUUCAGCACCCGCCCGGGGAGGGGAGAAAGAAAAGGAUGAACAAGAGCGCACCUGGUCUUUUUUCUUUCAACUGCACGUGCUUCGGCAUCGAGGAGGAAAUGGGUCUGAAGUAAAUUGUCUCGUGGAUGCUAAGGGUGCGCCUGGGAAUAAAACCCUCGCAGCCUCGUCGUGCUUAUUUGUACCGGGCGUCGCAAACUGAGAAGAGGAAAGUACCUCUGCGAGCUCCCCGCUCGGUCAUGAAUGAAGCCGCAUCCAAUGCAAUAACUGGAUUAUAAUUGCUGUUGUUGUUGUUGUGAUUCAUAUUACUGGCUGCUUUACUUUUGGGGGUUCGCCCUGCUCCUCCUCUUCCUCCUCCUCACUGGUUCCCUGUCGGGAAGUAUGGCUAAUCCUGGGAGAAGAAGCUAUGAUAACCGGGAGAUAGUGCUGAAGUACAUCCAUUACAAACUGUCACAGAGGGGAUAUGACUGGGCUGCCCACCAAGACAGAGCACGGGGUUCUCCGAGUCUCUCUCCUGCUGUUGCUGCUGCUGGGACUUCCUCUGACCAUGCUGGGCCGGUGUCUCUGCAUCCUGAGCCUGCUGGCUCAGCUGCUGCUAGUAACGUGCCUCCUGGUAAUGAGCCGGGCCCAGCCCCACAGGCUGUCCACCUGACCCUGCGCCAAGCUGGAGAUGAUUUCUCCCGCCGCUACCACAGUGACUUUGCCCAGAUGUCUGGCCAGCUGCACUUGACCCCUUUCACAGCCAGGGGGCGCUUUGUGGCGGUAGUGGAGGAGCUGUUCCGAGACGGAGUGAACUGGGGGAGAAUUGUGGCCUUCUUUGAGUUCGGUGGCGUGAUGUGCGUGGAGAGUGUCAACCGGGAGAUGUCACCCCUCGUGGACAACAUUGCAACAUGGAUGACGGAGUACCUGAACAGGCACCUCCAGAACUGGAUCCAGGACAAUGGAGGCUGGGCUGAGAGUUUCCUUGUUCUGUCAUACACACAGUGUUGGGGCUCGAGAAUGCCUGUGGACUGCCACACUGUUUAGGGUAAGAUUUUGGAGAAUUGUACUGUGUUUGUAUUCGAUUUCCAAAAUUAAAAUGUCAAGAACAGUGAUUUGGACAAUGGCCUGUGAACUGAAACUUGGUGGGAAGAAGAGGUCAUCUUAUCUUGGAAAUUAUAAAUAUGGUAUAAACAUUUCACCAACGGACAUUCAAAUGAACCUGAAGGACAAUCUUCCAAGAAGAUAUUUCUCUACACACACUCCUUUUUUUUUUUUUUUUUUUUUUAAUAGGACAGCUGUUUGCACUGAGCAUAAAGAGGCAGCAAGGAGCAGAAUUUGUUGGAUAAUAUAUUUUAGUACACCAACUCUAUAGUUGGGAAAGAUGUUCUGCAAGCUUUCAAGCACAAAAUGCCCAAAGCUUAUCUAACAGCUCUCCCAACUAUAUAAAAGAUAAUACCAAACAAAUCUUGCUUCUUGCAUAUUCCCUGGACCAUCAUAGACACAAAGACAGUAGGUAAGGGACCAGAGCAAUUAGAUUUUCUGUCUAGGAAAUCAGGAGCUAGAUCUGACAAGGGACUCAUGACUUGAGUGCUGGGGAUGUUAGGUGCAGUAUCUCUUCACAUACUACCUCCUAAACCAAAAGCAGUGCAACAACAUGGCUGUUUAACCCUGUAAGUAACAGACUCACCUGCGAGAGGAGCACCUGGGCUCUGUUUCCUAUGCCAAGGAUUGUUUAUCCAUUUUACAUGAAACUUAUACUGGAUAAACUUGAUAAUCUAUGGAGCAGGGUCUUCCCUCUCAGAGGUAAACACACACCCAUCCCUGGGCUGGAGUUGUGUUUCUGCUUGGUCUUUGUCUUUGGCUGAGAAGCUUGCAUUCAUUUUGCUAAGUGGCAGAAUUUCAGAAGGAGAUGUAGCAAAUUGCCACCCCUUAUUCUACACCCCAGAACAGCUUAUAGUCUGGCAGUUACUAGGGCACUGUCCUGGGAGGGGAGAGUUGUGGUUUGAUGAUGGCAUCAAACUGAAGUCUUCUAUAUUCUGGAUGAGUGCACUAACCACUCCACUGAGCUGUUGCAUAAAGAAAAAAAGCCUUGCCCUCUUCCAGCUGUGGGCUUAGAGCACAUCUGUCAGAUUGUGUCCUCUGGAGAGCUAUGUGAAGGGGACCCCUAUUUCAAGAACAUCUAGAAAUAGGGACCAGAUUAGGUAACCCUACCAAGGUAGCAGUUGUUUUGGGCAUGCACAGAAGCACAGCUCUGGGCACCUUGGAAAAUGUAUUGUAAGAAAUGUACAGAGGUAUGGGUUCAUAUCCCCCUCCUGACAUGUAGUGAUCACCAAGUUCAGUAAAACCCAAUCAGACAUGAGCAAGAGGAAUCAUACAAUAACUUUUAUUGUGGAGCAGUAGACAAGUCUCUGCAGACUUUUUGUCUCUCUUUAACUAACUAGCUACUCCCUCACUCAAGAACCAUCUCCCAAUUCCUGACGUCUUCAGUCUCCUAUGUUAGGGAGCAUCUGUAAAUUAACUUCUAUCACUACAGGCAUCUAAGACAUUGGAGCUGCUGAGCUGAGGAUCACAUCUAAAGUUUGUCCAAGUUCUUUUGCUGCCUGGAACUUAUGACUUACUCCAUGGUCCACUGAAAUCACUGUAGACUACAGUUCAAGCCCUGAUUUUAUGUUGUAUGUGUAUUCUAGUAAUAAAAAUGUAAG